Molecule: messenger RNA, 4536 nt
Organism: Aspergillus pseudonomiae
Lineage: Eukaryota; Fungi; Ascomycota; Eurotiomycetes; Eurotiales; Aspergillaceae
Product: mRNA export factor mex67
Exons: 6
Coding region: 1-4536 (1511 amino acids)
Biological process (GO): mRNA transport; retrograde transport, endosome to Golgi
Cellular component (GO): GARP complex; nucleus
Molecular function (GO): protein binding
Source: RefSeq, a predicted model, not a curated record
AUGAAAGGAGGAAAAGGCUCCCGAGGCCGCUCAGGCGGUUCGGAUCGCGGGGGUAUUCGCAAGAAAGGUGCAGCAAAAAGAGUCGAUCGAGAUGGUGAUUUGGCUAUGGACGCAGGCUCUACUCAAGGCCGUGUAAAGAAGGCGCGCGGCGAUUCUAGCCGCACGGCCGCUACUGGACCACGAACCCACACCCGCGAUAGGGCACUCGACGCUAUCCAAAAGGCUAUUUCGAGUAACACAAGUUCUCAGGCGAACAUCCGACAAGGUGGCCGAGGCAGUAAUCUGGAACAAGUCAGCGUCCAAGGAUGGAAACAGAGCAAAGCAGCGUCCAACCGCGACGGUGGUAUUGAAAGUCUAAUCACCUUUCUCGAAAAGAAACUCAACUCAUCCGACUCGAAAGCUGGCUCCCGCGCAAGGAUCACAAAGUCGCGGGUUGAAGGCGAUAUCUUUAUAGUAUCUAUCCGGCCGGAGUUGUUGGACAGGAUGCUGAAAAUGAAUGGUUUCAGUUUUGCAGGAGCACCCCUUACGAUUCAGACAUAUGAUGCGUCUGCCAAUGGAAUGGGCCAAACGAUAUUAUCCGAAGUGUCGCGGAACAGCGGCGCCCCCUCGACCGCCGAUACCAAAUCCAAGAUGACUGCGAUCUUGAGCAAACGCUAUUUUCAACAGCAGAAAUUGCUCAACCUCUCUAAGCUUGGCAGCGACCCGGACCUGUUGGCAAUGGGGAUCUUCGAUAGCACAUCGACCGAAUCCAAGUUCUUCCCGGCGUUGAUGAAAGUAUGGGAGAUGAAUUUUGAUAGCUCCACAGCACGACGCGAAGCUGUGGAGAGUGUCAGCCUUGCCGACAAUCAGCUCGCCAAUAUUACGGUCGUCACGACAUUGGCUCAGUCAUUCCCCGAUUUGAAGAAUCUUGAUUUAUCAAAUAAUAACUUCAAAGACUCUCAGUCCUUGAUUGGAUGGAGGUGGAAGUUCCGAAAUCUGGAGUUUCUUGACCUCUCUGGUACCCCUUUCAGCGCGGAUCCUACUUUCAAGGAUACCAUGCUCAAGUGGUACCCAAAACUUCGAUUUUUGAAUAAUACAGAAGUUCGGACGGCGGAGGAAGUGGCUGCGCAGAAGAAGACACCGAUUCCUGUUCAGGCGCCGCAUUUCCAGGACGAAUCUCAAAUUGGAGAAAACUUUGUCAAGGCCUUCUUUGUUGGUUAUGACAGCAACCGUACUGACCUUCUGAACGGUGUAUACGACAACAAUUCCACGUUCUCGCUGAAUGUCAAUACCACUGCUCCAAGAGCCCAGCAAACCGAGACUGCGGCCUGGGAUCCUUACAUCAAGAAGAGUAGAAAUCUGCUCAAGAUCAAUCAUCUUCCUGCGAGGAUGUCUCGUUCUUUUGUCGGUGCGGACAAAAUCCGUGACAUGUGGAACACCCUUCCUCAAACACGACAUCCCGACAUUGGAGCUCACCCUGAAGAAUGGCUAAUUGAAUGUUUCCCCAUCCCUGGGCUCCCUGAUCCUUCGGGACAGAGCGCGACUGGCGUGGGUGGACUUCUUAUCAUGGUGCAUGGAAAAUUUGAAGAGAUCAAUGGACCCAAGGUUGACCUUCGGAGCUUCGACCGGACAUUUAUCCUUGGACCUGGUGGAGGCAUGGGUGGUAUUAGGGUGAUCAAUGAUAUUCUUUGUCUACGGGCUCACGGGGGCCAUGAAGCAUGGAUGUUGGAGCAGCCAAUUGUCCAACCCACCCAACCCGGACAGCCUCCUGUCCAAGCACCGGUUGUUCCUACGGCUACUCCCGAUGGUUACGGUAUGCCGGCACCAGGCAAGCCAGAUGCCCAGGUGCAACAAGAACAAUUGGUCAUGCAAAUAAUCGCUAAAACGGGCAUGACCCUGCCAUACUCUGAAAUGGCGCUUUCCGGCAACGGUUGGAACUUGGACGCUGCUUUGAAGAAUUUUGAGGAGCUCAAGAGAACUAAUGGAAUGUCUACCACCACCACCUCCUCCAAUUCCAUGCCCUCCAACGGAGCGGCGGAUCUCGAUCCCCUCGACGCAGCGGACUACGAUCCAAUUGACCACCUAAAUGCCAUCUUCUCCCACCCCUCCACGCUGUCCUCCGUCUCCCACGUUUCCCAGUCCCUCCUAGACUACGAAGAUGAGCUGGACGACGAGAUCGGCGCGUUGGUGGAGGAACAAGUCACAUCAAAUGCGGAAAGCGUCGAGCGCAUACAGGCUGCCCAAGCAGAUUUGACGGAGUUAUUCAAGAAGAUUGACGAUGUGCGCGACCGCGCGUCCAAGACGGAGCUAGCCAUCACCGAGAUGACGGCGGAUAUCAAGCAGCUGGACAAUGCAAAGAAGAACCUCACGCAAUCCAUGACAGCCCUAAAGAGGCUGCAGAUGCUGACGACGGCAUACGAUCAGCUCCGUACCCUCGGUAAGACAAGGCAGUACCGGGACUGUGCCCAAUUACUGCAGGCGGUUAUCCAGCUGAUGGCGCACUUCAAGUCGUACCGAUCCAUUGAUCAGAUCGCUCUUCUUAGUAGAAAUGUGGCAGAUAUACAACGAGAGUUGUUGGAGCAGGUCUGUGAAGACUUUGAGCUGGCGUUUGCUAAGGGUGAAGUGGGUCAAAAGAGGGUCGUGCUUUCGGAGGGCUGUCUCGUAAUGGACGCUUUGGGGGAGCAUGCGAAGUCCAGGCUGGUGACCUGGUAUUGCAAUUUCCAGCUACGGGAGUAUCGACAGGUGUUCAGGAACAACGAGGAGGCGGGGUCCUUGGACAACAUUUCGCGAAGGUAUUCAUGGUUCCGUCGUAUAUUGAAGAUCUACGAUGAGGAAUACGCAGCGAUAUGGCCGACGUCUUGGAGGGUUGAUGAGAUUUUGGCGAACAUAUUUUGUGAAGGAACUCGAGAGGAUUUCAAGGGCAUUCUUUCCCGGUCAGUGCGGAAUGGGCAGACGAUCGACGUCAACCUAUUACUUUCUUGCUUGCAGGAGACUCUGGAUUUUGAGCAUACUUUGGAGCGGCGGUUUGUCAAUCCAUCCCGCCAGUCCACCGACACGUUCACCUCAGCUGAAGCACCUGUCUUUGGCCAGGCCAUUUCAGAGGCCUUCGAGCCCUAUCUAAGCGUAUGGGUUGAAGCUCAAGAUAAGCAGUUGGCUACCCUUUUACCGAAGUAUCGACAGCAACCUAUUAGGCCGCCAGAUGAGGAGUUCGAUUCUAAUAUCGUCAUAGCAUCCUCCACGGAGCUCUUCACGUUCUACAGGCUCUGUCUACAACAAUGUGCAAAACUCUCGACAGGUGGGAGUCUUGCCGACUUGGCCAAAGUCUUCGCAAAGUAUCUCGAUCAAUAUGCCCAGCAAGUCCUCUUAUACUAUAUCAGUGAGAGGCCCACCGGCACAACUCCAUCCAAGGUGCCAUCUCUGGAGGACCUCAUUUCAGUUCUCAACACUGCAGAUUACUGCUACACCACCUGCAAUCAACUAGAGGAAAAGAUCAAAGGCAGGCUCGACAAAAAUUUGAAACAAUCGGUUGACCUGCAGAGCCAGGCAGAUUCAUUCAUGGGCAUUGCGUCUGGUGCUGUUCGGUGCCUUGUGCGGAUGGUCGAGGUCGAGUUAGAGCCCUCCUGGCGAGAGAUGCGCAAUACACCCUGGAAUCGGCUUGAGAGUGUUAGCGAUCAGAGCACGUACGUCAGUGAACUCAUGACCAAGCUUAACGCCAAGUCCUCCGAGAUUCUGCAAUUGCUGCAUAAACAACAGUACGCCCGAGCUUUCGCGGACCAUGUCGUGGAGCUGAUAUCAAACGUAUUUGUUUCGAAUAUCUUUCAGUGCAAGCCAGUCUCGGAGACCGGGGCGGAGCAAAUGCUCCUGGACGCAUACACCCUCAAAACUGGCCUCUCGUCUCUUCUACCAGCUCCCGCUCCAACAACCUUCGUUAAGCGUGUCAACAACAACUUCAUGAAAAUCGAGACUCUCCUCAAAACCCUCCAAGUCCAACCAUCGCCUCCAGAGGCUCUAGUGCAAGCAUACUUGAUCCACAUCAAGGACAGCAGCAACACGAACUUCCGCAAGAUCCUCGAACUCAAAGGAAUCCGCAGUCGACAAGAGCAGAACCAGCUCGUGGAACUCUUCCAGAUCCACCGUGCAUCAGACCGUCAUGCCCCGAACCUUCAGCAAAGCAAUCCCACCCUCACAGCGUAUCAAACCACUCCCGCUUCCUCUUCAAACCAAGGGCUGGGACUCGGAACCGCCGCAGCGUCAAUCGGCGCCUCUAACCUCCCCACCCGCUUCGAUCCAUCCAUGCUAGGCUCUGCCAUCAUCUCAGCUGCCAAAGACGGUGUGGACCGAUUCGGAACUCCUGGAAAUCCCGGCGCAGGCGGUACCCCAGGAUCAACAUCCACCACCCCUGUGUCCCCUGGACCGUUCGCACAACUACAAAGCACCGCUGAGAGCGCUACUGCAGGCAACCUGAACGAGAAUCUGAAAAAUAUUGGAAAGUUCUUCCGUCGGGACCUGGGUGGAUUCGGUGGUCGGUUUGGGAGGAGUGGUGAUGAUGGUAACUGA